UUACCUACCUCUUCUGCCUAGAUAAGGAGGAAAUGGGUGUUAUGAUUCCGAGGAAUGCACAUGGUCUUGGAAUAUUGGGUUGGGCAUCACAUGGCACGCCCUUUACGGUGAUAUUUUUCUGUGUCAGAAUCAACCCUUUUCAUCCUCCUUUUCCGCUUCUUUCAUAGCUCAGUAACUCCAAUUCUAAUGGUGAGUUUUCGCAUGGUGGGUCCUUCUCAUUAAUGGGUUUUGCUGCUCAUGCGUUGCUGUCAAAUGGGUAUUGCUUAGAUUUCUUGCAUCUUUUCACGGCUUUGGUCUAUGUUGUUGGUUGUUUCUGGUAAGGGUUUGGUUGAUUGAAAGUUUAGAUGUCAAGGAAGGACUCUAUUUGGGGCUCUUGUUCUGAUUUUUUGGCCAUUGUUUGUUUCUUUCAUUGGAGUUCAUUAAAAUUAGAACGGAAAAUUUGUGUUAUUUUUUGCUUAAUCUUGUCUUGUUGGUAGACAAUUUUUUUCUGGGUUUUAGGGUUUUGUUCCUGCAAAAUUGAUCAUUUCUUAUUAAAGAAAUGGAGGGUUUUUGUUGGUUGUUAGGUUCAGGCACUGUUUUUUGGUGGUUGAUUACUGAAGACUUUUCGCCUUAGGGUUUAUCGAAAUUGAGAAUUGAAGCAAGGACAUUUUGUUCCAUGGAAAGUAGUGUGCUCUUUUAUUGAUUUGGUUUAUGUCUUCUUGUUUUUUUUUUCUUCUCCAUCUGAUUAUUGCCCUGGUGAGUUAAGAGGGCCUUGUUUCUUGAUCCCAGCAUUGUAUCUUGUUUCUGGAUUCAUGGAAUAUUUCGUCUUUGGGUUUUUCAGUCUGAGAGUUGAUUCAAAGAAGAAAAUUUGUAUUGUGGAAUUUGGGUAGUGUUCUUACAGUGGAAGGGAGAGUGAAUAUGGAUUUCUGGAUUGCUGUGGUAGCUGCUGGUGCUGGCUACAUUGCCAAUCGUUUGCACAUUCCUUCGAGAGAUGCGGAAAGUUCAUCGGAGUUACUUUCAAGGGAUUCCAAUUUUGUGACACCCGAAUCCCCACAGAUGCGGCAUCUCCAUGGCAAGGGGUGUCCCUUCCGCAAAUUGGCACAGAGAAGUAAACUAGGUGAAGAUGUUUCUUUAGAAAAGGAACAGGUUACCAAAGGUGCUUCCACUGCAGAAGUGGCUUCUACUAGUGGGUUUGGUGGUGAAAAACUGGUUAAUUUAGACAAUUGUGAAGACUGCCGUGCACUACCUAUAUCAAACUUACCACCUCGGUUCUUGAGAAAUGGAGACCUUCAAGGGGAUAAGGAAGGAGCUGGAGUAAGUGGUGACAUGGGUGAGAACUCUGGUGAUUCAUUAUUUGAACAUUAUACAGGAGAAAUGAGCUGUCCUUAUGGUUCUGCGAGGAAGAGAAGCUCUCUUAGAAGUAUACGAUCCACUAUGCAAUAUAUAAGACCUCUAAGUUCUCUGGAAAGUUGCCUCAUGGCUCAAUUGUAUAAGGAACACACUGAAAUGGAGGAGUAUGUGCUCACUUAUGUACCAUCACCAUCUACACCGUCUGUGAGGCCAUUUUUUGUGACAGAUGGGAGGAGAACAAUCAACAGAUCUACGGGUAAUUGUUUGAGUGCAUGGAAUGGAGCUGGGGAAAAUAAGCUGCAUAACAAAACUUCUUCAGCAGAGAAUGAGACUGUCUUUGGGGUUCCUCCACUACCAAAUGUUGGAUCCGUGGAGCUCCCAAGGAAAAUUGAAGUUAAGGCGCGAAAGGGGCAGAGUAGAAAAUUGAGCACUUCCAGUGAAACGGACAAUGGAAGACACUUCCUUUCACAACCUGGAUCAUUCCACGGGGCACUUAUUUUCUGUCUCGGGAUAUCUGUCGGCAUAAUAUCUUCUUUCAUAGGAAAUAAACGGGAGAUGGACAAAUUGAAUGAGUUGUUGAAGCAGACAGAGAACUUGGUUCAAGAUCUACAAGAAGAACUUGAGAUCAAAGAUUCAUUAACAGUGAAAGAACUUGCCAUUGAGGAUUAUGAAUCAGCAGAUACACAUGACGAUUAUUACAACAGUAGUGCACAACGUGCAUUUAUACUUGAACAGAAUUUGGAUGAAUCAACAAAAAAAUAUGAUGGUAAAGAAUCACAUGAUCAGAAGGCAGAGGAGCAUUCUGAAUCCAUGAGUAAAAUUGAAGCAGAACUUGAAGCUGAAUUGGAGAGGUUGGAACUAACUAUAAAUUCAUCUAGUUUGGAGGGAAGACUGGCUGAUCUCCCAGAGCUUGACGGCAACUUUAUACCAGACAUUGUUCGCGGCGAAUUAAAAGCAGACAUAUUUGAUAGACAAGCUAAUGCCCAACCUUAUGCUGACCAAGAUGGAAGCAGCACCUCCACAACUCACUCUGCUAACUAUGCAGUUUCUCCCCGAGAACUGAGCUUACGUUUACAUGAAGUCAUUCAAUCAAGACUAGAAGAACGUGUCAAGGAGCUUGAGACAGCACUUUUGGACAGCCAGAGGAAGGUUAAAUUCCUGGAGUCAGAGUGUAUGAAUUCCCGGUGGGGAUUCUCAAAUGGCGAAAUGGGAUCUUCCUCUAUCCAGGGUAGUCCAAAUGCUACAGAACAACAAAACCUUGCAGGUGAGCCUGUGGUUAUCAAUCUAUCAGGGGAAGCUCUCGAUGCAUACAACAAUGCUUAUGAUGAAUUCAUGAACAUAAAUGAGUCGGAAGAAGAUGAUUUACCAUCGGCAGGUGACAAAAAUAACCAUCAAGAGGAUUCAGAUCCAUUUGAGAGAAAUCUACAGUGGGAUCUCAAUGGUGAAGCUAGCCAUUACACACCACACCAUAUGAUGACUAAUGGUUAUGAAGGGAGGGAGGCAAGAACAUUGUUAGAGCACAUUUCAUCAGACGAUAUUUGUGCAUUUGGAGAUGAUGACAAUGUUUAUGAUGAGAUGGAAGAGCUGCUGAUCAAGAAGAUUGUGGAGAAAGCCAGGAAAGGUUCGCCCGUAGUUUUAAAUGCUCAAAGGGUGUUGUUUUCCGUGGAUGAAAAUGAGCAUUUGAGAUGAAACACAAAAGGUUUUUGCAGUAUAUAGAGUUAAAGAGAAGUGUUCUCAUAGAUGUUGAUGCACAGAUUUUUUUUUUUCUUUUCUUUUUCCUUUGUCAACUAUUUUGUACCCCAAAUUGAAAAACCGAACUCAUUAAAUUCUUCUAGUUACUUGGGAACUAGGAAAUUGUUGCAAUCCCAAGUGUAUCUGCAACAAAAAUCAAUGACAAUUUUCCUUUUCUUUUGCAGAGA
Cornus florida is the source of this 3248-nucleotide messenger RNA. RefSeq lists its product as uncharacterized. The record is from RefSeq and is a predicted model, not a curated record. The transcript has 3 exons. NCBI's taxonomy places the organism in Eukaryota, Viridiplantae, Streptophyta, Magnoliopsida, Cornales, Cornaceae. Gene Ontology annotation, biological process: asymmetric cell division. Bases 898 to 3018 code for a protein of 706 amino acids.